CUCAUUGGUGGGAAGAGUGGGAAGGACAUGCGAGCAUUCUUCCCCUUUGUGGGAGACUGCUGAUGUAGAAACCCCAAGACGUGCCCCAGCUGACACAUCCUGUCCCCUUGUCAGCUUCAGACUCCGUCCUUCAACCCACAGGCCUCAGGACGGUGCAGGCCACAGGGGUCUGGACAUGUGUCCCCGUUCCACCACCUUCCUGGCCCUCGCGCUCUGCCUGGGCUGGGUGCACCUCACUCAGGAAGGGACCCUGCGCAGGCCCUCCAUCUGUGCUGAACCGGCCCCCGUGGUCGCCCUGGGGCAGCUUGUGACCAUCGUGUGCCGGAGCCCCGGCGGGUUUGAGGCGUUCCGCCUGGAGAAGGAGGGGAAUGCCUUGAAACCAGAUGUCAUGGAGGAACCGCCGGGCGAGACGGAGGCCAGAUUCCACAUCAUCGCGCAUGAAGGGAUUGAGGGGAAGUACCACUGCGUCUAUCAUAAAGACGGCACCUGGUCUGAGCGCAGCGCGGAGCUGGUGCUGGUGGUGACAGAGACCCCUGGAAACGUCAGCUCCCCGCCACCACAGACCUACAGCUCACCUGGGGACACACAGAUGCGUGGGGAUCACAGUAACAGCCCAGACCUGUCGACAGAGCAUGUGUAUAUUUUCGUUGGGGUCUCUGUGGCCUUGUUCCUUUGUCUCCUCCUCCUGGUUCUCGCCUUCCUCCGUUGUCAGCGUCGGAAAAAACACAGGCUCCCCGGCAGCCAAGGUGAGGAGCAGAGGCCCCAGGAAAGGGUCAGCCCAGCUAUUGACCUUCCCCAGAGGACACCAGAUCUGGCAACAGUUGGCAGACUUCCUGAGAAGGACAGGGAAGUGCCCAGCUCGGCCCCGCCUGCAGGAAGCCCCCAGGACGUGACGUACGCUCAGUUAGACCACCAGAUCCUCGCACAGAGGACAGCCCGAGGCAUGUUCCCAUGGUCCACGGAGCCCACGGCCGAGUCCAGCACUUAUGCAUCACUGGCCAGACCCUGACUCCGGACCCACCUGGCCUCUGCUCCUAGAGACACGGGAAGUCACUCCUGCAGAAGCGUGAGGCGGCCAUUUGGAGGACUUCCCUACAGAAUCAUCCCUUUCUGGAAAGCCAUGCGGUCAGCUCUCCUGGAGGCCAGAGGUGCACUCAGGAGACUCCUAAUCAGCGUCUAGGAGGUUCGUUAACCACAUGGUCCCUCCGAAAACCAACUAGAUGCUUGCAGAGAAUGUGGAGCACUUCAUUUACAAACACCCAGAGCUACAGA
This is a messenger RNA of Neofelis nebulosa (Clouded leopard), 1272 nucleotides long. It is a transcript of the gene LAIR1, whose product is annotated as leukocyte associated immunoglobulin like receptor 1. The transcript is spliced from 10 exons. The record is from RefSeq and is a predicted model, not a curated record. Bases 176 to 1009 code for a protein of 277 amino acids. Lineage: Eukaryota; Metazoa; Chordata; Mammalia; Carnivora; Felidae.